AUGACAAGAUCUGCGACUUGCAUUCGCACCAGUUUGCUCCAAGCGAUACCCGACGACUUCGGAACUCCGAGGAUGCUCGCUGGACAGGUAGAUCAGCACAGAAUGAAGAAGGAGCCAAGCCAACAUCGACAACGUAGCAUCACAUCAAUUGCUGAGAACAAUCAAUUCCAAGACCUGACGUUACAACGAUCGACCAUCGCUGCUCGCCUCUUCUCGCUCAGUGCUGCCCGAAGAGGAUUGGAGCGAUGA
Cercospora beticola is the source of this 249-nucleotide messenger RNA. Lineage: Eukaryota; Fungi; Ascomycota; Dothideomycetes; Mycosphaerellales; Mycosphaerellaceae. The record is from RefSeq and is a predicted model, not a curated record.